This is a messenger RNA of Dunckerocampus dactyliophorus (ringed pipefish), 2787 nucleotides long. RefSeq lists its product as uncharacterized. The transcript has 2 exons. The coding region runs from base 147 to 587 and encodes 146 amino acids. The record is from RefSeq and is a predicted model, not a curated record. Lineage: Eukaryota; Metazoa; Chordata; Actinopteri; Syngnathiformes; Syngnathidae.
UACGGCUCAACAUUGCACACCCUCAUGGACUCCAUCGGGAGAACCUUGACAAUAUUCCUUCUCAUCUGUCAGGAAUUUGACCUGGCGUGAGAAUAACACUUUAAGAGGAAUUCCUGAAUGAAGCCUUGUGAAACCUCUUGAAAGCCAUGGAAGUACCAGUAGAUAGCUUAAAGGUCCGUUACAAAGAAGAAGACGGGGCGGUGCUGUUUGAGAGCUACAUUCCCCCUUCCAGGGACGCCAUCCACCUGCCGACAUAUGUGCUCUACUUGCUCAUGGCCAUCUUCAUCGUGCUGGGGGUUCUCUACGCCAUCAUUGGUCACCUCAUCAAGGACCUCAUUCAUGACUUUGCAGACUGGCUCUUAGGGGAGCAGCCCGAGGAGGUGGUGGUCAACUACUGUGAAGCCAAAGACAAAUUCAUGGCCGACUGGUGUCCGGAAACCACACCGGAACUGCAGGAGAUGGCCCGAGCUGAGGAGAACAAGAUGGCCGAUAAAGACUUUAAUAAGUCCCCUGCUAUUUGGAUUAUUUCCACAGAACCAAGUGCGACCAGGACAGGACCACGUGUGGUGUUUGGGAAAAAGGCUUAAAGAGGAACAAGAAGAUAAUGUCCAAUCAAUGAGUUGAGAUUUGCCAUUAAUGACAAUACAUCGUAGUUACCGCCACGUAUGCUGUACCAGCUUUUGUGUUAGGAGGACAUCUAGUGGUUCUGUAGCGUCAGUGGAGCUGCUGAUCACUUUUAACACCAGUUGAAAAAUUGCAAGAAUUUACAUUUUGCACUGUUGAAUCUUAAAGGGUUCCAAUCUCCGUUGGGCAUUUCUGUGUGGAGUUUGCAUGUUCUCCCCGUGCGUGUGUGGGUCUUCUCCAAGUACUCCGGUUUCCUCCCACAUGCCAAAAACAUGCAUGUUAGGUUAAUUGGUGACUGUAAAUUGUCCAUAGGUAUGAAUGUGAGAGUGAAUGGUUGUUUGUCUAUAUGUGCCCUGCGAUUGGCUGGCGACCAGUCCAGGGUGUACCCCGCCUCUCGCCCGAAGUCAGCCGGGAUAGGCUCCAGCAUACCCGCGACCCUAGUGAGGACAAGCGGCAUAGAAGAUGGAUGGAUGGAUGUAUCUUAAAGGAAAACUGCAUCUUUUUUAAAUUUUGCCAAUCAUCCAUAAUCCUUAUAUGUGACAUGAACGCACGUCUUUCUCUUUUCUGUGCAUUCUAAAGAUAUUAAAAACAGAUAAAAAGAGAUAGCUCAUUACUGCCUGUAAUGGGACACGGUACAUUCUUGAUAACAUGUAAUGCUUACGGUAUGAUAACAUGUAACACUUACAGUAUUUUGUCGUAUUUUGUUCCUUUUAAGCAUUACCAGAACUUUCUUUCUUGAUUUCACAUAGGAACAUAGAAAUGAACGCCUACACCUAGCAUUAACUUAUCUAAUUCAAAAAUAAAAACACAGCAGCAACUCCAAUAUAUAGCCUUUAUCCUUAGGUAGUCGCCUGAGGCGUUGUGAGCGCGUUGUGACGUGUUUGAACAAUGUUAAUAAUAAUAAAUACAAUGUCGCUGUAGCUUGGUUAAAGGCACGUCAGAUUGAAUGUACAGCACAGGCCUAAAGUUUGGACACACCUUCUCAUUCGACGCGUUUUCUUUAUUUUCACGACUAUUUACAUUAUAGAUCCUCAGAACUACGAAUGAACACGUGUGGAAUUAUGUACUUAACAAAAACAUGUGAAAUAACUCUAAAUAUGUCUUAUAUUUUAGACAUAGAUUUGAUGUCUUAUUAAUUUUUUUUUGUGAUAGCGCUGCAAACCCUUGGUGUCCUCUCAAAGAGCUUCAUGAGGUAGUCACCUGAAAUGGUUUUCACUUCACAGGUGUGCCUUGUCAGGGUUACUUGGUGGAAUUUCUUGCCUUAUUAAUGGGGUUGGGACCACUGAGUUGUAUUGCGUGUACAAACAUUUGGCCUGUACUGUAAAUGGAGUAUUGUUGGCGCUUACUGGAGCUGUUUCAGAUGGCUUUUCCAAUUACAGUACAUGCAUUCUUAGCUUCGUCUUUUCAUCUGUUUUUUAAAAAAAGAGAAAGACAUAUGUGUUCAUGUCUCACAUAAGGAUUGUGGAUGACGGGCAAAUUUUUUUUUUAAAGUGCCGUUUUCCUUUAAGGAUGUUCUAAGUCAGGGGUGUCAAAGCACAGGGGGCCAAAACUCAAAACCUAAUUUAGGUUGUGGGCCGAACUGGACAUUACAAUCCAUCCAAUUCCCCAACUUUGUAUCUUCCUGAUUAUUUAUCCUGAAAUUUUCAAAACUUGUAUAUUUCUACAUAUUGAAAGUAUUAAAAAACAUAAAGCACACCCAUAUGCAUCAUCUGUGCACACACCAAGAUGCUUGUUUGAAGUUGUGAACAUGACAGGACAUGCCCCAAUAAUCCAGGCUAUAAAAAUAGUACUUAGUAUGGUCAAACUUUGAGAAAAUGUGUCAUUACCACUGACGAGUAGAUAAGUAAGCAGCCUACACACCUUUUAUCCCGGUUUCCCGUGCAGGCAGUGCUGGGAAUGGAACAUGCAAUAUAAUGCACCCCUUUGGUUGCGUUUUCAGGUUGGGGCAAAAUGCACAUGACAGCUGGUGAAGGUGUCUUAAUGUGGACAUUUUUUAUUUUUAAACUUCACUCGUGUGGAUGGACUUUUUUUUUUCAUCCGAGUGGGGGAAAUGUGCAUUUUUUCCGUGUCCGUUCAUUCCUGCUUGGAAUUUCUACUUUUUGAUCAUCCGCAGCUCUACGACUGUGGUUGUUUAGGCAUAGUUGUUCGUUUCAAUAAAGUGAU